Fundulus heteroclitus (mummichog) is the source of this 2001-nucleotide messenger RNA. Its product is annotated as multiple inositol polyphosphate phosphatase 1. Gene Ontology annotation, molecular function: inositol phosphate phosphatase activity; acid phosphatase activity. Lineage: Eukaryota; Metazoa; Chordata; Actinopteri; Cyprinodontiformes; Fundulidae. The record is from RefSeq and is a predicted model, not a curated record. Bases 358 to 1728 code for a protein of 456 amino acids. The transcript has 5 exons.
GCUCAGAAACCAGCGGCUCAUCGUUAGUGUGAAGUAGAAGUUAGAGCGCUAGAACCAUUCAUGGGCUUUCCAGAAACAAACCACAGUGACUAAAGGCAUUUGAGACUAAAAUUAAAAAGCUUGAAAAAAAAAGAGGAGCGACCAAAUAACCAUACUUGUGCCUGUUGUUUUAUUUCUCGUUCAUACGGACGGGCUUUUUGUCUUCACUCUCGAUGAGAACAUGGAGGCAAAACACAUUUGCUUCACUUCUGUUAGGAAAUACAUGUAAACAAACUGGACCGACCUUUGCUCGGUCCUUCAGACAGAUGCGUUUGUUAUUUGAGAGCAGCUUUCCAGUCUCCCGACAGGUGCACGGAGAUGGCUUUUCUUUUUUACUGUUUUAUAAUCCUGUGUUGUGUUGACCACCGUGCGACUCUUGGGGAUGAUCAAGGCGUACCCCUCAUCGCCCAGUAUUUCAACACCAAAGGGAGGUACGAAGAGGUGAACCCACAUCUCAGACGGGACGCGCUCGCUGUGAACAGGUCUGUUUUGCAGCCGCCGUCGCCGCAGUGUCGUGAAAUCCAUCUGACGGCCAUCGUAAGGCACGGCACGAGAUAUCCAACGGCUCGGAACGUCAAGGACAUGCAGCAGCUGCACAGCGUCGUCCUGAAUAAUUCCACAGGCGAAUCUAGCCGCCUGCGGGAAAUCCUCAGCCAGUGGACGAUGUGGUACACCGAGGACAUGGACGGCCGGCUGGCCCAGAAAGGUGUGGAAGAUCUAAAGCAUCUGGCCGUCAGGCUGUCAAAGCUGUUCCCCUCACUGGUUUCUGGGGAGAAGCUUCGAGGUGGACUCAUCAGGUUCACGAGCAGCUCCAAGCACAGGUGCGUUAACAGCACGCUGUCGUUCAAAGAGGGACUGACAGAGAUGUGGGCCAUCAGAGAUGUGGAGUUUGGCCAUGAGGUAAAUGAUGCUCUCAUGAGGUUCUUCGACCAGUGCACCAGGUUUGUCCAGGAAGUAGACGGAAACCGGUCGGCUGUGAUAGAGGUCCAAAAGUUCAAGCAGGGGCCGGAGAUCAUGAGGGUCCGGGAGAAGAUUGCGGAGCGUCUAGGAGUGCCAUCCAGUUUCAUCACACACGAUUUGGCUGAGGCGGCGUUUCUCCUGUGUUCUUAUGAGUUUGCUGUCAAGGCUGUAAACUCCCCCUGGUGUCAGCUCUUUGAUGAAGAGGAUGCGAAGGUUAUGGAAUAUGCGAGUGACCUGAGGGAGUUCUGGAAAAGAGGCUACGGUCAUGCUAUUAACAGCAGGUCAAGCUGCAUCCUCUUCCAUGACCUGUUCCGUCGACUGGAAAAGGCAGCCGGCGAGAACAAGUCGCGUCGGCAGGUCAGUGAAGCGGUGACCGUCCAGAUCGGCCACGCAGACACCCUGCUGCCGUUGCUCACCCUGCUUGGCUUUUUUAAGGACACCGCACCGCUGACGUCGACCAACUUCGCCUCACAAACCCAACGCUCUUUCCGCACCAGCCACACGAUGCCUUACGCUGCCAAUUUCCUUCUGGUCCUGUACGACUGUGGCGAAGGAGGCAUCAGACUGCAGCCUCUGCUGAACGAGAAGCCCUUGACCUUCCCUGGUCUGACUGACCAGCAGGCCUCCAUACCGCUCUAUGAAGAGGUCCGAAAGCACUACAGAGAUCUGCUCAAUGGGUGUGACCCUGAGACUGAAUGUCACGGCGUCAAAACUCCUGCUGAAGUUUAGGACUUAAAUACAUUUUGUUUCCUGUUAGUAAUUGAUCAAUUAAAUUCAUUUCUAUCAAAAUUUAACUGGUCUGAACCAAACUGGAAAGAACUGAGUAACAACUUAAUAUGAAUGUUGUACUUGAUGGUUCUAUUUUUAUUUUUUUUAUUUAUCAGUGGCAACCAAAAACUCUUAAGACAUAAUUAAUUAUGAGCUGUUUUGAAGUCCUUAUUACAUAGAUAUAUUUUACACAUACUGUAGGAAGUAAUAAGCUAAGCAAUUAUGUUUUGUUUU